Messenger RNA from Oryctolagus cuniculus (rabbit), 4752 nucleotides. The record is from RefSeq and is a predicted model, not a curated record. NCBI's taxonomy places the organism in Eukaryota, Metazoa, Chordata, Mammalia, Lagomorpha, Leporidae.
GGCGGAGCCCACCCCGUAACCGGGCCCCAGCCCCAGCCCCGUUCUGCUCACAUGUGGAGUCCUGCCCUUGCACCCAUUCCCCUAAGCCCGACCCCAGGCCAUGCCCUAGGUAGGUGGCAGGCCACCCAGCCUGCCUUGUGAGGUCACAGUAGGGGAUGAAGGGGAAAGGUGGGUCCUCACUUCCGCCCUGCCCACCGGCCACCCGCUGGGUGAGCCUGGCCAAGCCAGUGGCCUCCUGGGUGCCCAUUUCUCUUUCUGGCCCUGGAACCGCCUACCAAAAGGAAAAGAUGUUCUUCCCAGUGUGCACCUUUCCUAGCUACUGGCUGAAGAGAGCAGGCGCAGCUGGCCAAAGCCAGCCCCCGUUCCCAUCCCAGCCCCAGGCCCAGGUCCUGGUUCCACUGUCACCCCAGCUCUGCAGGCUCCCGGACGCCCUCAGCCAGCUGACUCCUGACACCACCCACCCCACCCGGGUGAGGCCUGUCGUGCCACACUGGCCUGAGCCACAGGGGAUGAACUCACUGCAGAAGCAAGACCUCCGCAGGCCCAAGAUCCACGAGGCAGGGCGGGUGUCUCCCUACCAGCCGCCCACGCUGGCCUCACUGCAGCGACUGCUGUGGGUCCGCCGCGCUGCCACGCUGAGCCACGUGAAUGAGGUCUGGCCCAACCUCUUCUUGGGAGAUGCGUACACAGCCCGGGACAAGAGCCAGCUGAUGCAGCUGCGCAUUACCCAUAUUGUGAAUGCGGCCGCAGGCAAGUUUCAAGUGGACACGGGUGCCAAGUUCUACCGAGGAAUGCCCCUGGAGUACUACGGCAUCGAGGCCGAUGACAACCCCUUCUUCGACCUCAGCGUCUACUUUCUGCCCGUUGCUCAGUACAUCCGAGCUGCCCUCAAUGCUCCCCAGGGCCGUGUGCUGGUCCACUGUGCCAUGGGGGUCAGCCGCUCUGCCACGCUUGUCCUGGCUUUCCUCAUGAUCUGCGAGAACCUGACACUGGUUGAAGCCAUCCAGACAGUGCAGGCCCACCGCGAUAUCUGCCCCAACUCGGGCUUCCUCCGUCAGCUCCAGGUCCUGGACAACCGGCUGGGCCGGGAGACGGGGCGGCUCUGAUGUUACAAGCAGCGCAGCGGCCUGAUCCUCCCACCAGCAUGGCCCAACUCAACCAGCCUGGCCUGGGGGCAACAGCCUCUGCUGUCUCCAGUGACCCUGAGAUACAAACAGCAAGUGGGGGCUUAGCUGAAGCAGAGGCAGAGAACGCUGGCAGUGACCUUUAGCAGGUGGAUUUCCCUAACCCAAUCCAGAGAUUCUUUAUGCAAGAGAGUUGAUUCUUUCUCUAUAAUAAAAGGUUCAUCAUUAUUAAGAUAGGAGAUUUCUGGUGGUUUCUGAGGCAUUGGCUUAAUCUCAGGAUGGCCACCAGGUAGCAGAUGGCUUUGCUAAUUUAGCAUGAUGGCAGCUUUAAUAAGGAGAGAGUCUUAGUCCAUUCUAAGGCUUAGUGCAGAAGAAGGGCAGGUGGGGAUCAAUUAGUGAUGUCUGCCUUGAGCUACAAAUGCUGAGGGCAAGAUGACCUCUUCCUCCUCUCGUCCUCCUUGUCCUCUUGUAACCCUGCAGCAGUCAGGCGGUCUGACUGAGACCAGCGUUUGACGCAUCACCAUGCUCUCCAUGCCCACACUGCCCAAAGCUGAUAAUCAACACUUGCUGUGCACAAACAGCAUCUCUCAGAACCAGCCAAUCUUUUCACCUGCACUCCACUUCUAAAAGGCCUACUUAACGAGGACAGUCACCUAAAGACACAGGCCUUCAACAAAAGGACAGGGACUGGUGAGGAGACAUACCAGAAGUCCUGCUUGAAGGGCAUUCUGUGCUGGGAUAAGCCAUUUUGCUUUGUGUUUCUAAGUUCUUAUGCUCUAACGAAACAGCAGGCACAGAAAGCUCCCCAGAGUGGUACACACCCAGGGCGUACAUGAGCAUGAGCACUGGGUCUCCUUCAGCCUCUGGCAACUCCCAUCUGGGCCCUGCCUCCUCUUAUUGCCCCUCGAACGCCAAGGUUUCUGAGUCCCACCCUUGGCCUUUUCUCUUCCUUGGCGUCGCCGCUCCCCUGGGCACGAUCUUGCUCCACAGGCUCUAGGCUAAUGCCUCCCAGGCAGAUACGGAUGGCUCAGAUCUCUUCCCUGAGCUCCAGUCUUCUGCAUCCCACUGGCCACCUCCAUGUGAGUACUGGACUUGAACUUCAGACUCACCUGGACUUUGCACCUCCCCACACCCAGAUCCACUCCUGUUCCUAGCUUCCUGUUUCAGUGAAGGGUUUUGACAGCCGCUGUUCCCAAGUUAAUGGCAGGUGUCAUCCUGGACGCCUCCUAACUACCCCCAGAUCUGCUCACUAAACUGUACGUUGGUUGUAACCAUUGAAGUUCAAACUAUCCUUGGCUCUCACCCAGAUUCUUGCUAUGCUGCCCUUGCCAUCUCUCCGCCCCCAGCCUCACUGGUCUGAGAUGGACACUUUACUAACAGGAAAAAACCUCAUCAUGCACCCUUCCGCUGAAAGCCCCCAAAGUACGAACACCUUCACACAGGAUGAAGGUGCCUCCCAUAUCUCCAGCCAUAUUGCAGCUCUGUCCCCAAGCUCUCUGUGCAAGUAAGAAACGGUGACUCUACCCGGAUGCACCGCUCUUAGCCCUGUGCUGCAUGUGCCACAGGCAGCACCACCAGGAAUGCACCACCCCACCCUGCUUCACUGGGCUAACCCCAGAAUCUCCCUGAGGUCUCAGUUUAGAUGGCACUUCUGGGAAGCCCACCCAGAGCCCCCCAGCCUAGGGGAAGUGCUCCUCCCAGGGCUACCAAAAUGUCCCCCUUGCUGUGACACCACCUUUCACUGUGAAAGUGUCACUACAACCACCCUGUACCGUCAUCCCUCCCAGUUGGCUGUGUCUGACCAGGGAAGGCACAGGGUCCCACAGCUGCCAUGCUCUCUGCUUGGACUCCACCCUCAGGUACUUGGUCUUCUCUCCAGAUGCCACCAGGGGGAAGGGAUCCCAGGGUGCACCUCCUCUCCAGCUAGCUCCACCAGCUGUCAGCCUCUCACAAUCUGGCUCCCCCUAAUGCCCUCUUCCUAGCAUUUCCUAUCCCCUGGAGCUCCUCCCUUCUCCCUCCAGCUCUGCCCUCCUUCGGACUGAGGGCUUUUGCCUUCUCUGCAGUCCUUCCGGAGAGCCAGUGCUUUCCCUUUGGACAAAUAGGACAAACAUGCACCUCUGAGCAAACCAGCUUUUGAGGCAGAAGCAACCCUGGGCAAGCAGCUUACUGAAGGAAAAGUUUCCCUUCCUCCUGAGUGGACACAGCCCCAAGUCAGAGUGCCCAGCUGGGUGAGCUGAUUGCUGGCUGGGUUUCAGCUCCCAUCCAUCCCUUCUGUGAUUCACAAGAUGCACAAAUGGAUGCUGCCUGCCUGGGAGGGAUUUAAAGACCCAUUUUACAGGUGCACACACAGAUGCUCAGAGAAGAGGAGACAGGGCUGGCUCUUCUGGGUCUGGUUCUAGGCCCAGCCAGCCCCUCUGCCUGCUGCACUUGGCCCAACGCCAGCUGGCUGCUGGCUGUUCCUUUCCCAAGGAUGCAUAGACAUCCCAGCUGGAGGACAGCAGCUUAGUGGCAGGGCCCAGCUCUAGACAGCCAGGGCUCCUCUCACCCCAGGGGCGGAAAGUUAUCUCCUUCCAUCCCCAGGCCUACAGGGCCUGUCACUCUGCAGAGCAAAGCUCAGCAGCCCCUCCUGCCCAUCCCCUGUUCCCUGGGAUCUACACCCAGGGCCUGCCUGACAACUCAGUCAUGGUUGCUGUUUCUUGCUCAUGCACCAUCAGUGGACCCCAAAACACUGGCUCCAGGAGUCAGGAUCUAAGUCAUUAUCCUGGUCUCUGCUAGCGGGCAGCCUGCCCCUGUAGCUGGGUUUUAGCAGGUCGCCAACCUGGGGCUCAGCGGACUGUGCUCAGAAUCUGGGGCUGCAGGGAGGAAGGGAGGGAAGCCAUGAGGAAGCAGGUAUGAGGAAAGUCACACAUUCUCCAAGCAGCACAGCAAGCAGAUGCCAUGCUCCAGGCUGGCACCUCCCCAGAUGCCCUCCUGCCUGCCACCCUCGCUGGGGGAAGUCUGUGGCAGUGGGUCCCCUCUCCCUCUGCCCAAGAGCAGCCUCAUGAGAGGAGGCAGGAAGCAUGACUAACAGUGUACCUGGGAAGCCAGACUCCGUCGGUUCAAAUCCUGCCCCAGCCCCUUAACAGAUGUGUGCCCUCAGUUAAUCGUCCCCUGCCUCAGUUUCCCUUUUGGUAACAUGGGAUUAAUCACAGCCAGCACCACACAGGACUGCUGGCUGGCUUGAGUGCGGCCUAGAGCAGAAGGUGCUCUGCAAGAGGUUUUGUUGGAGCUCAUAUGACAGCUUUGAGGAUCCGCACCCCAGUCUCAGGCUAAAAGCUGGCAGUGUUCUCUGUGUGUUUAUUGAGGGCACAGAUGACUAAAAGUUGGCUGACCUUAAUGUGACACGGUAUCUCACAAUGGAUGCUGGAAAGGACAGAGGUGAAAAACUGGGGAAAUCAGAAUAAAGUUUGUGGUUUAGUUAAUACUUGUAGUGUUCUAUCAGUGUUAAUGUCUUUGAUACAUGCAGCAUGGUCAUGUACAAAGCUAACAUCAGGGAAAGCAAGGUGAGAGUAUAUAAAAAAUAUCUGCUAUCUUUAUAAGCCUGCUGUAAACCUAAAUUUGUUUUAAAAUAAAAAUGAUCUAACAAUUA